Molecule: messenger RNA, 4601 nt
Organism: Nicrophorus vespilloides
Lineage: Eukaryota; Metazoa; Arthropoda; Insecta; Coleoptera; Silphidae
Gene: sns
Product: nephrin
Biological process (GO): cell-cell adhesion
Cellular component (GO): cell-cell junction
Molecular function (GO): cell adhesion molecule binding
Source: RefSeq, a predicted model, not a curated record
CAGUGAUCACAUCGGAUUAUAAGAACUGUUCAUCUUGUGCAUAUCUGGUGUAUUUUUUAUUUUUUGUUCUUGACUUCAUUUAGUUUCGCACUCAAUUGGAAUGGAUUUUAAUUAGAACUCAGUUCGCUGAUGGAAAAUUAAAUGAAAGUGGAAGAAAGCCGCUGCACUUGAUCGGAUUCAAUCGAGGAUUAACAUAAGUGGAAAAAAAAGAUGGAGCCAUCCCUUAGGACUUUCGUGGUUUCUAUACUUCUGGUGGCUUCGCUCGCUACUUGCAGUGGACAACAGUAUCAGCACUUCAGGAUUAAACCGAAAGAUGUCAAGGUGCAGGAAGGUGGUGAAGCCAUGCUCGAAUGCGAGGUGGCCAAUGUUGCCGGUCAGGUCCAAUGGACUAAAGAUGGAUUUGCACUUGGUUUCACGGCUGAAAUAGCCGGUUUCCCUAGAUAUUCGGUGAUCGGUGAUCGUCGUCACGGGGUCUACAAUCUCAGAGUCAGCAAUGCGUCUCUUGAGGACGACGCCGAUUACCAAUGCCAGGUCGGACCCAGUCGCGGCAAUAAGGCCAUAAGGGCCAACGCCAGACUCAGCGUUAUAUCGCCACCCAAUUCCGUGGAGAUAUUGGAUCACCAAUCGAAUUCUAAGAUCGAGAUCAAAGAAAAUCAAGAAUUCACGUUGGAAUGCAGGGUGAGGAACGCGAAGCCCGCAGCAAAAAUCGUCUGGUACAGGGGAAACGUCCAAAUGAAUAUACGCAAGGAAGACGAAAACAUAAUAGAGGUGGCCGGAUCCAGCAGGCACCCCAAAGUUGCGCGUUAUGACACGCACAGUCGCAUCACCCUCAAACCCACUGCAGAGGACGAUUAUGCAGAGUACACGUGCGAGGCUCGUCACGAGGCUCUCUCUCAAGACAUGCCCAUGAGGAGUACUGUUCAACUUAGCGUUCUAUACCCACCUGGACUCCCAUAUAUUGAGGGUUAUACUGAGGGUGAGACGAUACGUCGCGGCCAAACGGUUGAGCUGAUCUGUAGGAGUCGCGGUGGAAAUCCUCCGGCGCAGUUGAUUUGGUAUAAGAAUGGAGAACAAAUCCGUAUGGCAUACCGAACCGCCGGAAGGGUCUCUGAGAACGUGUUUACAUUCACUGCAGAAGCCAGCGAUAACAAGGCCAGGUAUAAAUGCGAGGGAAGCAACAUCAUGUCCAAAACACCACUCAAAGCCGAGAUUGACAUGACUGUCUUGUUUUCACCAUUGCAUGUGACGAUUUCUGGUCCAACUGAAGCUCGAAUCGGGGACCCAGUGCCAUUGACCUGUUCAACUGCCAACAGCAAUCCGGCAGCUGAAAUCAAGUGGAUGGUUAAUGGUAUUCACUGGAAAAACGUUACCACCCGUACCGUUGUUUCUCCCGAAGGUGGUUGGAUUACAACGUCCAACAUCACAACCUACGUCGACAACAAUAGAAGGAGCCACGUCGUCAUCUGUCACGGCCUCAACCAGCAGCUGACAGAAAAUAUACUUUCCACUCAUACCAUCAACGUCUUAUAUCCCCCUGGCCAGCCGUUCAUCCACGGAUACACCCCGGGUCAAAAAAUAUCUGCAGGUACAGUUCAGAAAAUGUCCUGUACUUCUGCAGGUGGAAACCCGCUAGCUACACUUUCCUGGUACAAGAACGACAAAAAGAUUCAUUCCACUGUUAAAACCAACGAAAAAUCGGUGACUGCUGAGAUCACAAUUCUCACCAAUGUGACUGACAAUGAUGCAAGGUACAGAUGUGAAGCAGCAAAUACAGCUACUGAAAUUCCUUUGUUUGAGACCAUCACCAUGAGUGUUCUCUUCCCUCCGGAAACAAUCAAGAUAAGAAAAGAUCCAUUCGAGCUGAAGCCGAACGAAGAAGCAACUCUAACUUGUGAUUCGAGCUCUAGUAAUCCACCAGCAAAAUUGUCCUGGUGGCGAGAUGGUAUUCCAAUUCAAGGUCUGAUCAACACCACCAAACCAGGUUUGCACGGAGGAAAAGUGUCCAGUAUGGAGUUGAAAUUGAACAUCACUGAGCAAAUGAAUGAAGUCGUAUAUACUUGCCAAGCCACCAACGAGUUUCUACAACGAUCGGUUCACGAUGCGAUUACGCUCCAAGUGUUAUAUAAGCCUGUGUUUGAUGAGGAUAAUGAAAAGGCCGUGACCGGCAUCGAGAACGAGCCGCUGAUAAUAAGUUUGAAAGCGGACGGAAACCCGAAGAACAUCGCGUACACUUGGACCAAAGACGGAUUGCCGAUUAUGCAGACGUCGUCCUCGAGCACUGGAAUGGAAAGGAUUAUCUCCGACGGCCGCGUCCUCAACAUCACCAAACUCAGCAGGCACGAUGCCGGCGUUUAUUCCUGCGAGGCUCUCAACUCGCAGGGAAGUUCAAUGGCGCAUGUCAACAUUUCAGUCCAAUUCGGCGCCUCGAUUGUGGCAGUAAGUGAGAACGUGAUCGUGAACCCAAAAGAGGAUGCGACGCUCUCGUGCACCGCCGAGGGGAAUCCCUUGAGUGACGACUCCAUCAGCUGGAAGCGCGACGAUUUGGAGGACUUCAACGCCCGCACGUCCGUCAUGUACGAUAAAAACGGCACUUCAUAUCUCAGGAUUAGCUCAGUCAGCAGGGACGACCUCGGCAACUUCAAGUGCAUCGUCAACAACGGAGUCGGAAAUAUAACGACCAGAGACGUUAUGCUCAUUGUGAAACAUAAACCGGAAAUAGAUAAGUCUCCAAGUUUCAUGAAAUUUGCGAGCGAUGCUGGCGGAACGGCCCGCGUAAUCUGCAGAAGCUCAUCCUCCCCUCUGGCAAAGUACUCUUGGUCUCGAAACGGCGCCUCGAUCAACGUCAACUCUUCCGGCAAAUAUUACGCGAAAUACGAACAAAUUGACAGAUUAACUUCCCAAUCCAUAUUGAGUAUAACCCAUGUAACAUCAGCGGAUUACGGGAAUUACGAGUGCGUUGCCCGUAACGACUUGGGCUUUGCGACUAACUCGCCACGAUUGGAAGUGACUUCCGUGCCGGACACCCCGUCACUCCUACAAGUACUUAAUGUCACGCACGAUAGUGUCACUUUGGGCUGGACUCCGGGCUUCGACGGCGGUAUGAUGGCCAACUAUAGGAUUAGGUAUCGCGAAGUCGACGAUGAAGGAUACAAGUAUGAGGACGUGCUACCUCACAACAUUACUCAGUACACCAUCGUAGGGUUGGAGAUAAACACCGGUUACAUCUUCUCGAUAAUGUCUAUGAAUAAGUUGGGCAACAGCAAAUACAUGCCAGACAUUGUCAGCGCUAAAACAUCGAUUUAUACGAUCAACGAUCAAGUCGAGAAAGUCAUACCCGAGGAUUUGCUCGAAAAACAAGACCUUCCGCGCAUCGUAAUUAUAAGUGUUAGCAUAAUCGGAGUAGUUCUCGUCCUCAUCAAUAUUGGCCUUGUAGCCGGAUGUGUUUUCAAAAAGCGAUCGAAGAGACUCAGAGAACAAAGCAAUCAAAGCAGCAAGUCUGCUACUAUUGAGAUGUACGCACCAAGCAGCUACAACGAUACCGUGACCGGAGAGACACUUUCGUCGGUGAGUGAGAAGAGCGAAACUUAUAGCAACGAGGGCAGCAACAAUGAUUAUAUUGUAAGGGACGAGGGUCGCAAACAGGCCGCAAGUACUUAUCUGAUGGACCAGCAGGAUUACAGCUCGUAUCCAGUUUGUCCUGGUUACGAGAUGCAAAUCCAGCCUAACAUGGCCCACAAGACGCACACGCUUCCGCACCCUCAUCACCAUCACCAGCACCACGUGACAACCGACAGAACGAGGGCCAGGGAUGACCAGACAUUGGGCUAUCACAGCAGCAUCUCAGCCAAAUCUUCGUACGUGAGCGCCCCUUCACCGGCACCGCCCGCCGACGGUUCCUACUUCAACAUGUCCGACAGAUACCUGUCGUACCCACCGCCAUUGGACUUCCAAAAUCCUCCUCCGAUUCCGGCCCACCCACACCUAGGUCACCAUCACGGUAUGGCCCCCGCCACACCCCCUCUACCCUCGAACGGAUCCCUGCUGCGUCACCAGCAGCGGUCUGCGGUCCCGCCGCCGGACGUCCUACACAACACCAGCAGCAACCAACAGCAGAACCAACCGCAGAUCCUCCAGGCGCAGAACUUGAGUCAGAAGCGCGAGCUCACCAGCUUCGGAAACGGUUACAGUGUCAACGAACAGGAAGGUCACCUUGUAUGAGAUCCGGACGAUAUUCUCUAUGUCCUCUAACGCAAGAGAAUUGAUCAGCAGAAGCAAUGGAUCUAAUCGAAGCACUCGGGUUGCAACAAAACAAAAGUGAAAAUAAGUCUGAGACUUCGAAAGGGAAAUGUGCGUCAAGUCUCUAGGCUCUAGAGUUUUUAAGUGUCAAAUACUAUUAAUAAUCACAUAUAUUAUUAUAGACUAUGCAUGGUUUUCAUUUGCUCAAUAGAAGAGACAAGAAUCAAAUCAAAAAGCUCCCCCAAUCAUCACAAGUAAAAUAAUAAGGCAUUCGAUAUUAUGGAACAAAAAAAUAAUACAAAGAUUUUUAUAUAGUGUAAGACCGACGUGUAUAUUUAAAUUAACACAAGAUAAGCAGCAGAUGA